AUGAACUUCGUGCUACCCAGAAGGUUCACUCUGCCGACCACCCUAACUCCCUAUGAUGGGUUAGGUUAUCCGAAGAAAUACAUCAAGAAGUUCACCUCCAUAAUGAUAGUAAACGGUGCAUCUGAUAAAGUUUUAUGUCGUUGCUUUCCAUCUUACUUAGACGAUCCUGCACUUGAUUGGUUUUGUUCUUUGCCUGCAGGUUCUAUUUCCCGAUUUCGAGACAUAUCAAAGCCCUUUGAGGAACACUUUGCUGGAUCGGCCAUCUACGUACACGACUCCGACUACCUGAACACAAUCAAGCAAGGCCAGCACGAAAGCCUCAGGGACUACAUGACACGCUUCACAAAGAUAGCUAUGAGUAUACCCGACCUCCACCCUAAGGUGGAACUGCAUGCAAUAAAAAGCGGACUACGACUAGGAAAAUUCCAGAAAACUAUUGCCGUAGCCAAACCUAAGACUAUGGCCGAGUUUCGUGAAAAGGCCAAAGGUCAGAUCGACAUUGAGGAACUCCAAAAAGCUCAGAAAAUAGAAAAACCACACUACCGAGAAAACAACAGAACGCGAGACAACAAGAAGAACCCCAAACCAGCUUCGCAAUAUGAGUCUUACACUCAAUUCAACACCAAGUGCGACGAUAUCAUCGAGGAGAUCAUGAAUUCGAAGCUGAUCAAACCACCAAGAAAAGCCGACAGUUACCCAGAUUCAAAAGGCACAGACAGAUCAAAAUAA
Molecule: messenger RNA, 729 nt
Organism: Arachis stenosperma
Lineage: Eukaryota; Viridiplantae; Streptophyta; Magnoliopsida; Fabales; Fabaceae
Exons: 1
Coding region: 1-729 (242 amino acids)
Source: RefSeq, a predicted model, not a curated record